GCACGCGCAUCUCAGGACAGAGGAUAGGGCAUCUGCAGAGCUCGAGACGCUUCUGAGCGGACCUGGAAUGACGCCAUGAGCUCGCAUCGUGUGUGAUGGAGGUAAUGUUUUGAUAGGAACCGCUACCGUAGGCUGAUGUGGCGUCGCGCGAGGAGCCCGAACACGACCAUGAAGCUGCUGUUUGUGGUGACAUUCUUAUGGCGCGAGGCGUUGUGCGGAUCUCCGAGCGUCCAGAUCGGUGGUUUAUUCCCCAGGGGUGCAGAUCAGGAGUACAGUGCGUUCAGAGUUGGCAUGGUUCAGUUUGGGAUGGCAGAUUUCAGACUGACUCCACACAUAGAUAACUUGGAGGUGGCCAACAGCUUUGCCGUCACCAACUGCUUUUGUUCCCAGUUCUCUCGGGGCGUCUAUGCCAUUUUCGGCUUCUACGACAAGAAGUCGGUAAACACCAUCACGUCCUUCUGUGAGACACUACAUGUCUCCUUCAUCACGCCGUCUUUCCCAGCAGAAGGAAUGAAUCAGUUUGUUCUCCAGAUGAGGCCGGACAUCAAGGGACCGCUCAUCUCAUUAGUGGAGUACUACAAAUGGGAAAAGUUUGCCUAUCUAUACGACAGUGAUAGAGGUCUGUCUACUCUUCAGGUAAUACUGGACACUGCAGCAGAGAAAAAAUGGGUCGUCACAGCGAUAAAUGUGGGAAACCUCAAAGAUGAGCGGAAGGAUGAAGCCUACCGCUCCCUGUUUCAGGACCUGGAGAUCCGUAAGGAGCGACGUAUAAUCCUGGACUGUGAACAAGACAAAGUCAAAGACAUCAUGGAGCAGGUGAUCACUAUAGGCCGGCAUGUGAAAGGAUACCACUACAUCAUAGCAAACUUGGGUUUCGUAGAUGGUGACCUCUCCAAAAUCCAGUACGGAGGUGCCAACGUGUCGGGCUUUCAGAUAGUGGACUUUGACGAUCCUGGGGUGGCAAAGUUCGAUCAGCGAUGGGAGGCACUGGAGGAGAAGGAGUAUCCUGGAGCUGACACACGCAUCAGAUACACCUCCGCUCUCACAUAUGAUGCUGUCCACGUCAUGACUGAGGCGUUCCGCUUCCUUCACAAGCAGAGAAUAGACAUGAGUCGUCGUGGCAACAGUGGAGACUGUCUGGCCAAUCCAGCAGUUCCCUGGGCACAGGGGGUGGAGAUUGAACGUGCCCUCAAACAGGUGCGUGUAGAUGGCUUAACAGGGAACAUUCAGUUUGACCAGUACGGGAAGAGAAUCAACUACUCAGUGACGGUUAUGGAGCUGAAGAACAAUGGACCUGUUAAGAUUGGCUAUUGGAAUGAGGUGGAUAAAAUGGUGGUGACAAAGUCCGACCUUUACCCCAACGACACCAUGGGAAUGGAAAAUAAAACUGUCAUCGUCACAACUAUUCUGGAAGCUCCAUACGUGAUGCUGAAGAAGAAUGCAGAGCUGUUUCAAGACAACGACCGUUACGAAGGCUACUGCGUUGACCUGGCAGCAGAGAUUGCAAAGCACUGUGGGAUACGCUACCAGCUAAGGAUUGUGGGAGAUGGCAAAUAUGGAGCCAGAGAUGCCGAAACCAAGAUCUGGAAUGGCAUGGUUGGAGAGCUGGUGUAUGGGAAAGCAGACAUAGCAGUCGCUCCUCUGACCAUCACUCUUGUUCGUGAAGAGGUGAUCGAUUUCUCCAAACCCUUCAUGUCUUUGGGAAUCUCCAUCAUGAUCAAGAAGCCGCAAAAAUCCAAACCAGGAGUCUUCUCCUUCCUGGACCCAUUGGCCUAUGAAAUCUGGAUGUGCAUUGUCUUUGCCUAUAUAGGAGUUAGUGUUGUACUCUUUCUGGUGUCCAGAUUCAGCCCCUAUGAGUGGACGCUAGAGGAGCCAGAGGACGGCGCGUUGCCACUGACAACUGAAUCCACCAAUGAGUUUGGGAUCUUUAACUCCCUGUGGUUCUCUUUGGGCGCUUUCAUGCGGCAGGGUUGUGACAUCUCACCAAGGUCUCUGUCAGGUCGUAUUGUUGGAGGUGUGUGGUGGUUUUUCACGCUGAUCAUAAUCUCAUCGUACACUGCCAACCUGGCUGCCUUCCUGACAGUGGAGAGGAUGGUUUCUCCCAUCGAGAGCGCUGAAGACCUGGCUAAACAGACAGAGAUUGCGUAUGGAACCCUGGACUCUGGAUCCACCAAGGAGUUCUUCAGGCGCUCUAAAAUCGCCUUGUUUGACAAGAUGUGGCAGUACAUGAAAUCGGCAGAGCCUUCCGUCUUCGUCAAGAAAACAUCAGAGGGUGUCUUGCGUGUCCGGAAGUCCAAAGGGAAGUACGCCUACCUGCUGGAGUCCACCAUGAACGAGUACAUUGAGCAGAGGAAACCCUGCGACACGAUGAAAGUGGGAGGAAACCUGGACUCCAAAGGCUAUGGCAUCGCCACGCCCAAAGGAUCCCCAUUAAGAGUGCCAGUAAACCUUGCCGUAUUGAAACUGAAUGAGCAAGGGACCCUAGACAAGAUGAAAAACAAGUGGUGGUACGAUAAAGGAGAGUGUGGCUUCAAGGACUCCACCAAUAAGGAAAAGACCAGCGCUCUGUCCCUCAGUAACGUAGCAGGAGUCUUCUACAUCCUGGUUGGAGGUCUGGGUCUGGCCAUGAUGGUGGCGCUGGUAGAGUUCUGCUACAAGAGCCGUGCCGAGGCCAAAAAAAUGAAGAUGAAAUUCACAGAUGCAAUGCGCUCCAAAGCUCGUCUAUCCAUCACAGGAUCGACCAGUGAGAAUGGUCGUGUCCCGGUGGCUUACCUCCGUCCAGGAUUACCCAUGAGCCUCAGCAUGACUGAUCUCUCCUGACCACACCCGAGCCAGUGCCUUACAGCCAAUCGACACACAUCCACCCUUCCCCUCUGAAAGUGAGUGGAAAUGCUUGUCAUCUCCUUUCGGUGACCGAUUGCCACUCACCGUGGGGUGAUCUGCCCCGCUUUACAAUCUGGAGUUUAGCCAAUCAUAUCUCUCUGAGGACUCCUGAUCUCGCUCUUCAACAUCUAGCCUAGAAAGACUGGACAGAUGUUGUCCUCCCACCACUUGGCUGUCAGGCUUUAGCAAAGACCUGCCCACCUACGAAGUGAAUCACUUGACCAUCAGCGAGAAAGAUGGCAGGUCAUUUACAAAUUCAUAAAAAAAACAAUCAAGCACAGUGGACAUUUUUCUAAACAAACACACGUCGUUGUUUCAUAGAUUUUUGCCAUGGAGGCUGUAGAAAAUAAGGACAAAGAGUGAUGCAGACGUUAACGCAAUAACUACACGAAUCAGGGAUGUGAUCAGGAAUUGUGGGUAUGGAAGCAGAGUUGUGCUUGAAAUGAGUUCUACAAAGUGCUACGAAGAAAAACUGAAGUCCUGAAAAAUCACAUCCAUGAAAUACUAGUAAUUGUGAUAGCAGAUAAUGAUAAUGAUGUUAUUGUUAUUAAUCGUUUUCCUUAUUUCUGCCUGAAAAUCCCUAAUUAGUAGAGACUUUAACCAGACCCAAGAGAUGCAUGGACUGAUACACACACACACACACACACACAAAAUGAACACAUACACUAUACACAGGGAUGGGCAAAAAAAUGAGUCAAAAUGUAUGUUGAUACACCAUAAUUUAUUUGAAAGGCCCUUUGUGUAGGAUGUGAGCAUUUGUGAAUUUGGUGCCACCUAGUGGUAGCAUCAAAAAAUAUCAAAUAAAUGCAUCUCUGGGACGCUGAGAAUAACUGGAUUGAAAGCAAAACAUAGACAGCAGCAGUUUAUAAUGAGAUUGACUCACUUUUCAACAAAAAACACCAAUAACAAUAGUUAUAAAGACACUAAAAUCCUACACUGUGGGGCUUUUCAUGAUAAAUUAAUAAUGAUAAUUAUUAUUAUUAGAACUUUAUAUCUAUAGCACCUGUAAAAACAGAGUUUACAAAGUGCUUUAACAUACAAAGCAAAGUAGAAGCAACAGGGUUUCUUGCAGAGAUGACAUAACAAUACGUGCCAAACAAUAAUGCCAAACUAAGGCCAGACAAAAUUUGAAGCAGAAUUAAAUGAGGCUCAAUUAAAAAACUGGAAUAACAGUAAUCCAUACUAAUAAGAGUAAAUACAAUUCAAAUAAUGUAAGCAGUAAAGUAGGAAAUAAUAGCACUAAUAAUAGAAUCAAACAAGCUCAGGACAGAAUGAAAGAAUAAAUCAAAAGACAAACAAAAGUAGAUGAA
Messenger RNA from Plectropomus leopardus (leopard coralgrouper), 4193 nucleotides. RefSeq names its product glutamate receptor 2-like. NCBI's taxonomy places the organism in Eukaryota, Metazoa, Chordata, Actinopteri, Perciformes, Serranidae. Gene Ontology annotation, biological process: monoatomic ion transport. The record is from RefSeq and is a predicted model, not a curated record. Gene Ontology annotation, cellular component: membrane. Gene Ontology annotation, molecular function: ligand-gated monoatomic ion channel activity; signaling receptor activity.